This is a messenger RNA of Cajanus cajan (pigeon pea), 4212 nucleotides long. Its product is annotated as Leucine-rich receptor-like protein kinase family protein. The record is from RefSeq and is a predicted model, not a curated record. Gene Ontology annotation, biological process: protein phosphorylation. NCBI's taxonomy places the organism in Eukaryota, Viridiplantae, Streptophyta, Magnoliopsida, Fabales, Fabaceae. Gene Ontology annotation, molecular function: receptor serine/threonine kinase binding; ATP binding; protein kinase activity.
CACACUCUCUCUCUGUCUGUCUUUGACGUUGGAAGCUUUAAAUGCUUCACUUUACUCUCUCUGACACUACCCAGAAGACAUAGAAGACUUGGAAUAGAACACACUAGUAUUAUUUAUGCUUUUCUCUCACACACACUCUCUUCACUCUGUUUCUCUCCCUCUUCCAUUAAUAGUUUCUCUCAACUCGAGGCUUUCUUUAUAGCCCUGCGUCCCUUUCGCCGUUUUCCCUGGGAGCAUCAAAUUUUCCUUCUUUUUCAAAUUUCAUUCCAUACCCACAAAAAAAAAAAAAAAAUCAAAUUUUUAAUAUGUUCCUUCCACCCUUUAUCUUCAUUGCUCUAACUUCUAAGUGGGCACACAUUCCUGUUCUGUGAGUGAAAUCUUCUUGAGUAGAGUGAUUCCGAAACUCUGAAUAGGAAAUUAAAAAGGCUAAAAGGGAAUUUGCUGAAGUUGCUUUAAUUUGUUUUUCUCUUUUGUCUAAUCCUUUUAAUUAAUUAAUUUAUUUUUCUUUUCCCCCCCUUUUGUUUCUUUCUAAUCCUCUCUUUUUGUUUAUAUUCACUGAGAUUGGGAUACUUGCAACUUCUGUUUCCAUUGCGUGUCUUUUUCUUGGCUUACUGUGCCUCGUGCUGAGAAGAAAUUUCCCCUUCUGUUUGUGUAGUUUGGUUUGGUGGUGCUUAUGUUGUGCUUUGUGAGGACCUACCAACCCUUUCUACAGUAUAUGCAACCAAAUGAUAUUAGUGUUGUUCUUGUCAAGGGAUAGAAUUUUGUUGAAAUUUGAUUUGAACGCUUCUCUUCAUAACACCAAUCUAAAACAUGAUGCAAUUCAGCUUGUGUGUUUUGUUUCUGAUUCUCCUUGCACCGGUUAUGUUGGUGUUUUCUGUGGACCCUGGUUUCAACGAUGAUGUGUUGGGGUUGAUUGUUUUCAAGGCUGGUUUGGAGGACCCUAAAAGGAAACUCUCUUCAUGGAAUGAAGAUGAUAGCAGUCCUUGCAACUGGGAAGGCGUGAAGUGUGAUCCUGCAUCCAAUAGGGUCACUGCUCUUGUUCUUGAUGGUUUCUCUCUUUCUGGGCAUGUUGAUAGGGGCUUAUUGAGGUUGCAGUCUCUUCAAAUUCUCUCACUUUCACGGAACAACUUCACAGGGCUUAUAAACCCUGAUCUUCCUCGCCUAGGGAGUUUGCAGGUUGUGGACUUGAGUGACAACAACCUCUCUGGGGAGAUCCCAGAAGGGUUCUUCCAACAAUGUGGCUCUCUUAGGUCAGUUUCCUUUGCCAAGAACAACCUCACAGGUAAGAUUCCCGAGUCCUUGAGUUCAUGCUCCAAUUUGGCAACUGUGAACUUCUCCUCUAACCAUCUCCAUGGGGAAUUGCCUAAUGGAGUGUGGUUCUUGAGGGGGCUGCAGUCCCUUGAUCUGUCUGAUAACUCUCUUGAGGGAGAGAUUCCUGAAGGAAUUCAGAAUCUUUAUGAUAUGAGGGAGUUGAGUCUUCAAAGAAACAGGUUUAGUGGAAGGCUUCCUGGGGACAUUGGAGGUUGCAUACUUAUGAAAUCACUUGACUUGAGUGAUAAUUUUCUCUCUGGGGAGCUUCCUCAGUCAAUGCAAAGACUCAAUUCAUGUACAUCACUUAGUUUGCAGGGGAAUUCAUUCACUGGAGUGGUUCCUGACUGGAUUGGUGAAUUGAAGAAUCUGGAGGUGUUGGAUCUUUCUCUCAAUGCGUUCUCUGGUUGGAUUCCAAAGUCAUUGGGAAAUCUGGACUCUUUGCAUAGGUUGAAUUUGUCGAGGAAUCAUUUGGCAGGAAACUUGCCUGAUUCAAUGGUGAACUGCACUAAGCUUGUGGCUCUUGACAUCAGCCACAAUCACUUGACAGGUCAUGUUCCUUCAUGGAUUUUCAGGAUGGGUGUGCAAAGUAUCUCUCUUUCUGGGAAUGUCUUUAGCAAGGGCAAUUAUCCUGCACUUAAGUCCACACCUGCUUCGUAUCAUGGUCUCGAGGUUUUGGAUUUAUCAUCCAAUGCUUUUUCUGGUGAGAUUCCAUCUGGCAUUGGGGGACUUAGUAGCCUGCAAGUCUUGAAUAUUUCCACCAACAAUAUCUCUGGUUCUAUUCCUAUUGGUAUAGGAGAACUUAAGUCUUUGUACAUUAUUGAUCUUAGUGACAACAAGCUUAAUGGAAGCAUUCCUUCUGAAAUAGAAGGGGCGAUUUCACUCAGUGAACUAAGGCUGCAGAAGAACUUUCUAGGUGGGAGAAUUCCAGCCCAAAUUGACAAGUGUUCAUCUCUAACAUUUUUGAUUCUUUCUCACAACAAGCUUACUGGUUCAAUCCCUGCAGCCAUUGCAAACCUCACCAAUCUUCAGUAUGUAGAUUUGUCAUGGAAUGAUUUCUCUGGAAGUUUACCCAAGGAGUUGACAAAUCUUUCUCAUCUUUUCUCAUUUAAUGUAUCCUUCAACCACCUUGAAGGUGAACUACCUGUGGGAGGCUUCUUCAACACCAUCUCCUCUGCAUCAGUCUCUGGUAACCCGAUGUUGUGCGGUUCGGUUGUCAACCAUUCCUGUCCAUCUGUUCAUCCCAAACCAAUUGUCUUAAACCCCAAUUCUUCUGGUUCGAACUCCAGCAUUUCCUCACAGCGCCAUAGUCAUAAGACCAUACUAAGUAUCUCUGCCUUUAUUGCUAUUGGAGCAGCUGCUUUUAUUGUCAUUGGUGUGGUGGCUAUCACUGUCCUUAAUAUCCAUGUGCGUUCCUCAAUGGCACGCACACCUGCUCCAUUUGCAUUUUCUGGUGGCGAGGACUAUAGCGGUUCGCCAGCAAAUGAUCCAAACUAUGGCAAGCUUGUCACAUUUUCUGGUGAUACAGAUUUUUCUGAUGGAGCCCAUAAUCUACUCAAUAAAGAAAGUGAAAUAGGCCGUGGUGGAUUUGGAGUUGUUUAUCGCACUUUCCUUCGCGAUGGGCAUGCUGUUGCAAUCAAGAAGCUCACAUUCCCCAGUUUGAUUAAGUCUCAAGAAGACUUUGAGAAAGAAGUUAAAAAGCUUGGGAAAAUCAGGCAUCCAAAUCUUGUGGCACUUGAAGGUUAUUAUUGGACUUCAUCCAUGCAGCUCCUUAUUUAUGAGUUCCUAUCCAGAGGGAGUUUGCAUAAACUUCUGCAUGAUGAUAACAGCAAAACUGCCUUCUCUUGGCCACAAAGGUUCAAGAUUAUUCUAGGCAUGGCAAAAGGGUUGGCCCAUCUGCACCAAAUGAACACCAUCCACUACAACCUCAAAUCAACCAAUGUUCUGAUUGAUUGUUCUGGUGAGCCAAAGGUAGGAGAUUUUGGCUUGGUGAAACUACUGCCAAUGCUAGACCAUUGUGUUUUGAGCAGCAAAAUUCAAAGUGCACUCGGAUACAUGGCGCCAGAGUUCGCAUGCCGGACGGUUAAGAUAACCGAGAAAUGUGACGUGUAUGGUUUCGGGAUCCUGGUGCUGGAGGUGGUGACGGGAAAAAGACCUGUGGAGUACAUGGAGGAUGAUGUUGUGGUUCUUUGUGACAUGGUGAGGGGUGCAUUGGAGGAAGGGAAGGUGGAGCAAUGUGUUGAUAGGAGGCUCCUUGGUAAUUUUGCUGCAGAGGAAGCAAUUCCUGUGAUAAAAUUGGGGUUGAUUUGUGCAUCACAAGUGCCGUCAAACCGUCCAGAUAUGGCUGAGGUAGUCAACAUAUUAGAGUUAAUCCAAUGCCCUUCAGAAGGACAUGAGGAAUUAGAAUGAGUUUUGUUGCAGUGUUUGAGAAACAGCAUAUAUUGCAGUACCUGGUGAAGUACAAUCCGGUUAUAAAAGCUAUACAUGCAAAGAAUAUUGUUCAGUCAAUAUCUCCCAACUUUUGUUUGUUUUCAAGUUGUUGAAAAAAAUUGAAAUUUACUUAUUUUUUGGUCUCUUACAUUUUGUUCAUCUCAUGUUGUAUUACUGGAUUUUUCUUCACCAGCUAGAUGGCUGAUACAAACAAGGAUAUAUCAUAUGAUAUGACAUAUAUCAAAGUAGUUAUUGCAAUUUUAUUAUGGAUGGUUUCCUCGUGCUAGGACAAGUUGUGCGUUAUUCAUGUUAACCCCACCUAGUAUCGUACACUGCUAAAUGACAUUGAACUUUUUCUGACGUGAAAGGAUGGUUCAUCCAAAAUACAUGGUCCUGAGUUUAGAGGGGCAAACUCUGUAGAGGUAAAAGAGAAUUAUGUUUUGAGACUUGACUAUGGAAGACGAGAUAGACAAA